AUGUUCCGCGCACAGUCAAACAUCUUCGACGAUGUCGUCGGCAAGGCUACAGAUGAGAAUUUGACUAGCGAAAACUGGGAAUAUAUUCUGGAUGUAUGCGACAAAGUCGGAUCUUCUGAUACGGGCGCGAAAGAUGCUGUCGCCGCCAUGAUCAAGCGGUUAGCACACCGCAAUGCUAACGUGCAACUCUACACCCUCGAGCUUGCCAACGCCCUCAGCCAGAAUUGUGGCAUACAGAUGCACAAGGAGCUUGCAUCGAGAAGCUUCACAGAUGCACUGCUACGGUUGGCAAACGACCGCAACACGCACCAGCAGGUCAAGGCUAAGAUUCUGGAGCGCAUGGCAGAAUGGUCGGAUAUGUUUGCGCGCGAUCCUGAUCUGGGCAUCAUGGCCGGCGCGUAUAUGAAGCUAAAGUCACAGAACCCAAAUCUCCGGGCCCCCUCAAAGCCACAGAAGACGCAAAUCUCGGAUACGGACCGCCAGAAGGAAGAAGAAGAGCUCCAGAUGGCACUGGCUAUGUCGAUACGGGAAUCCAAGGGCGCAGCACCAUCUGCAGCCAAGUCAAACGCCCCACAAGAGUCGAGCCACGCAUCCUCCUCACAGCCUGCACAGCCAGUGCAGCCACAGCCGUCGGGUACAACAGCAGCGACAGUCUCACGCGUGCGAGCGCUAUUCGACUUCCAGCCUUCGGAGCCUGGUGAGCUGCAGUUCCGCAAGGGUGACAUCAUCGCAGUGCUAGAAUCAGUAUACAAGGACUGGUGGAAAGGAUCCCUCCGUGGACAAACGGGCAUAUUUCCCCUCAAUUAUGUCGAGAAACUACAAGAUCCAACAAAGGAAGAGCUGGAGAAGGAGGCGCAAAUGGAAGCCGAAGUGUUUGCGCAAAUACGGAAUGUGGAGAAAUUGCUUGCAUUGCUGAGUACUAGCUCUCAAGCAGGUGGUAGCGAUGUACGCGACAACGAGGAGAUUACGGAACUGUAUCACUCAACGCUGGCUAUUAGACCGAAGCUCAUUGAGUUGAUCGGGAAGUACUCACAAAAGAAAGACGACUUCACACAGUUGAAUGAGAAGUUUAUCAAAGCUCGUCGUGACUACGAGUCGAUGCUCGAGGCAUCCAUGUCCCAGCCUCCGCAGCCCGCAUACGGAGGCCGUCCGGCUUAUGGAGCUUACAACGCACCACCUCCCUCCAACUACCCCGGUUACCCGCCUGCAUCACCUGCGCAGCAGCCAGAUGCGCGUUAUGGCUAUGGUGGCGGAGCUCCUCCAGCCCAGGCACCUCCCUACCCUGCUGCUGGACCGAAUCCCGCAUUCUUCAUGGCGCCACCCGGUGAAAGACCCCAGCAACAGACACCAAAGCCAGGGCCACCAUCCGAUCCUUAUGCUCUACCACAAGGUAGGGUUCCUGUAGGUGGACGACCGCAAAGCUAUGCUCCUCAGGAGUUGUCUACUGGCCAUUACGACUCACCUGUGGACAAUCGGCAGACUUUUGCCCCAUCAAACCCACCACAAGCAGGCCCUUCAGCACCACAAGGAUACGAUUAUCCUCCAGCUUCUCAGCAGCCACAAGGCUACCAUCCCCAGCAGACUGCUCCAUCGCAACCGCAAGGCUAUCCUCCGCAGCAAAGUGCCCCACCACAGCAACAACCGCAAGCAUCAUACGAGCACAUCUCGUCGCCACCUCCACAGCAACCUCCCCAUGAUACCCAGCCUCCCUCGGAGCCUUAUACCCAGCCGCAGCCACCGCAGCAAGGCUAUGGAUACCCGCCAGCGCAACCGAGUUAUGCACCGCCUGCUCCUCCCGGAGGUUCAAGCAGCCCCCCACCGGCAGCGCAAACAUAUUUACCAUAUCGGCCUGGAGGUCAAGCACCAAGUGCACCACCUGUUGGUGGAGACGAAAGUUUCUACCGGUGA
Plenodomus lingam JN3 is the source of this 1908-nucleotide messenger RNA. It is a transcript of the gene HSE1, whose product is annotated as ESCRT-0 subunit protein hse1. Gene Ontology annotation, cellular component: ESCRT-0 complex. Gene Ontology annotation, molecular function: ubiquitin binding; phosphatidylinositol binding. The record is from RefSeq and is a predicted model, not a curated record. NCBI's taxonomy places the organism in Eukaryota, Fungi, Ascomycota, Dothideomycetes, Pleosporales, Leptosphaeriaceae. Gene Ontology annotation, biological process: protein transport to vacuole involved in ubiquitin-dependent protein catabolic process via the multivesicular body sorting pathway.